AUGUCCAACCUUCCUCCCGUCUACAUUGUCUCGGUCGCCCGAACCCCCGUUGGUUCCUUCCUUGGGUUCACAGCUACUGACAGCAAGAAUAGCUCCCUCUCCAGCUUGAGUGCCACUCAGCUCGGCUCUGUCGCCAUCAAGGGCGCCGUCGAGCGUGCCGGCAUCAAGCCUGAGGAGGUCGAAGAGGUCUACUUUGGCAAUGUCCUCUCCGCCGGUCUCGGCCAGGGCCCUGCCCGCCAGUGCGCCAUUGGCGCUGGUCUGUCCCAGUCGACCAUCUGCACCACCGUCAACAAGGUCUGCGCCUCGUCCCUCAAGGCCAUCGUCCUCGGCGCCCAGAACAUCAUGCUCGGCACCUCGUCCGUCGUCGUCGCGGGCGGCACCGAAUCCAUGUCCAAUGCCCCCCACUACCUGCCCAACCUCCGCACCGGCGCCAAGUACGGCGACCAGACUCUCGUCGACGGCGUCCUCAAGGACGGUCUGACCGACGCCUACAAGAAGGAGCACAUGGGUCUCGCCGGCGAGCUCUGCGCCUCCGACAACGACCUGUCCCGCGAGGCGCAAGACGAGUACGCCAUCAACUCGUACAAGAAGGCCCAGGCUGCUACCGCCGCCGGCCUCUUCAAGGAGAUUGUCCCAGUUGAGGUCCCCGGUGGCCGUGGCAAGCCCAACGUGAUUGUCGACAAGGACGAUGAGGUCAAGAACCUCAACGAGGACAAGCUCAAGGCCAUGCGCCCCGCCUUCAAGUCAGACGGCACCAUCACCGCCCCCAAUGCCGCCCCCAUCAACGACGGUGCCGCCGCCGUUGUCCUCAUGUCCGAGGCCAAGGUCAAAGAGCUUGGAGUCAAGCCCAUUGCCAAGAUCCUCGGCUGGGGUGAUGCCGAGCGCGAGCCUGAGCGCUUCACCGUCGCUCCGGCCCUCGCCAUCCCCAAGGCCAUCAAGCACGCCGGCCUCACCGAGAACGACAUUGACUUUUACGAGAUCAACGAGGCCUUCUCCGUCGUUGCCCUUGCCAACAUGAAGCAGCUCAACCUGUCCGCGGACAAGGUCAACGUCUACGGCGGCUCCGUUGCCAUCGGCCACCCCCUGGGCUGCUCCGGCGCCCGUGUCCUCACCACCCUCACCUCGGUCCUGAAGGAGAAGAACGCCAAGAUUGGCUGCGUCGGCAUUUGCAACGGCGGUGGCGGUGCCUCUGCCCUUGUCAUCGAGAACCUUCAGUAG
This is a messenger RNA of Cordyceps militaris CM01, 1218 nucleotides long. Its product is annotated as acetyl-CoA acetyltransferase. Gene Ontology annotation, biological process: ergosterol biosynthetic process; fatty acid beta-oxidation. NCBI's taxonomy places the organism in Eukaryota, Fungi, Ascomycota, Sordariomycetes, Hypocreales, Cordycipitaceae. The record is from RefSeq and is a predicted model, not a curated record. Gene Ontology annotation, molecular function: acetyl-CoA C-acetyltransferase activity. Bases 1 to 1218 code for a protein of 405 amino acids. The transcript is spliced from 4 exons.